GCGCUAGUUGCCGCUGGAGAGUCGUGAGAGUAAGAGCUACGGUCGGUAGGCUCUCGGUUUAUUUGCGACUAAGCAUUGUAUUUGUGCACUGGCAAUACAAAUUCGUUUAUUUGUGAAGCGUUUUGCGUUGUGAUUCUUAACAGUAUCAUUUGUGGCCCAAAGAGCUGACGGAAAUGCUAAGACUUUACAUUGUCUCCCUACUCUUAAAAGUGCAGAAUUAAGAAAGUUUAUACUAAAAUGAAAUUAUAGGUUGGUUGACUUUUGUGGUGUACAUCAACCACAACUCUUAAGUUUGAAGCUGGAGGUGAAUUUCGUUCCAAAAUCCGAUGUGUCAACUGUUAUGCACGCAUGGCAUCCGCUACUGUCUUUGUGCAACAUCAACGGCAAUGCGUAAGGAGAUAUCAGGGAACAGAUUAUGAAGAAUCGGAUUCGGACUCCAUUGACAUUUUGAAUGACACUAUUCCUAAUUCACCCGAUGUUCACGUCGAUGAAGAACAACAUGUUCAACUGGAGUUUACGGAUCAUGAUAAUCACGUCGAGGAAGAACAAAAUCUUCAACUGGGGAAUAUGGCUAACGUGACUCCUCAUUCUCAUCAAACAAUUAGAGGCCCUAACGUGUUGGUUACGCGUGAUGUGGAGGACGUUGCCAUUCCGGUUGUGCAAGUAACGAUGGAUAGGAUAUCGCCUGAAAAUCGUCGAAAAAGCUGUCUAUUGGCAGCAGAAAAUAGAUUGCGACAGUCUGGCCCUCCAUUACCUACAUUGUGGGAGGAAAUCACGGCGUCGAUGGAUGUGGUUUCAAGUGCAACUGCUGCUCCUUUAGCAAUCGAGAAAUUGAAAUGCCAUCGAGAGACUGUACUAGAAAAUGGCAAGAAUAUGGUGGUUAUCAGACGAGGGCAAUAUCUGGUCCAUGAUUUUAUUGCUAAAAUGAGAACGUCUGAAUUUAACUUACACCGGAACAAGUUAAUUGAUGUCACCUUCUUGAUGCAAAAUGAAAACGGAACACAAACCCAGGAAUUAGGAGUCGGAGUAGGACCCUUAAAAGACCUAAUGUCUACUUUGGUAGAACAAUUUGUACUCAACAGAUUGUCAACUUUGUUCAAUGAUGGCACCGUCGAACCAUCUCUCUACCAUUUCACUCGAGAAGAGUGUAAUAUGGAAAUGUAUCUUGCCGGCCAAGUUUCCGGGCUUGCAAUGGUACAAACUUUCCUAUGUCCCUGGUGGACACUACCAUUCUUUAAUCGACUGAUGGACAUUCAAAAACCAGAUUCCACUUUACACCCGUUUCUGGCUGGUUUGGACUCACAGUAUAAAGUAUCUAAGAUUUUAUCAUAUCCAGAAUGUGCGACAUUGUUCAACAGGCACCCUUUAACACCGGAGCACAUAAUGGCAAUAUUGAAUUGGUCCGAAAUGAAAUUAAAGAAAAAUACAACUCUGAAACGGGCAGAAUCAGAAUGCCAGAGUUGGUUCGCUGACUGGCUUCAAAAGCUGCUACCAGAUGAUUUGUCAGAAGUUCUCCUAUUCCUGACCGGAUCAAAAAUAAUUCCGGCCAAUUGGAAUGACCAUCAAAUAAAAGUGAUUUUUCUGCAUCUAGAGGAGAAUGAAAAAAGGCGACCAACGAUUAGGACCUGCCCUGCUUUUGCAGAGCUCAAGUUCCCUGUUUUUGUUACAAGUGAGGAAAUCGAAGAGGUUUGGAUUGAUGCUGUGAAACAAGUCAAGUUUGGGUUUACCUUUGCCUAAGCUCACAUUUCUCUGUGAUUCAAAACAGUUUGCGUUUUUAAAGUGUUUCCUUUUAAAAGUGAUUUGAAUCAUCUUCUCUUGAACUCAGUGCUUUAUUCCACUGAAUUUCUAAUUAAAAUUUAGUGAACACUUGUUUUUUUAAACAAGUGAUAUACCUCAUCAUGGUAAAAUUGUGUCAAAAAAUGUGUUUUGAAGUGUCCUGUCUCAUGCGAAAGUGUCGUUUUCGAACGGCCAUUAAUGAAUGAGUGUUUUUUUUUCCUUUUUUUCUUUCUUCGUAAUUUAAAUGCUUAUGCGAAAAUAAACGAGUCGUUAAAAAAAAUUCCAA
Molecule: messenger RNA, 2062 nt
Organism: Daphnia magna
Lineage: Eukaryota; Metazoa; Arthropoda; Branchiopoda; Diplostraca; Daphniidae
Exons: 5
Coding region: 349-1737 (462 amino acids)
Molecular function (GO): ubiquitin-protein transferase activity
Source: RefSeq, a predicted model, not a curated record